Molecule: messenger RNA, 2828 nt
Organism: Synchiropus splendidus (mandarinfish)
Lineage: Eukaryota; Metazoa; Chordata; Actinopteri; Syngnathiformes; Callionymidae
Product: E3 ubiquitin ligase TRAF3IP2-like
Exons: 10
Coding region: 901-2115 (404 amino acids)
Biological process (GO): positive regulation of canonical NF-kappaB signal transduction; humoral immune response
Source: RefSeq, a predicted model, not a curated record
UGUUACUGUUCUUCAGACCAAACUUUCACCCGCGGGUGCUUUACAACGUUUUAAAAAGCUGCCGCUCUUUGACGGACCAUUCGAACCAUGAAUGUCGAGACUCUUGUACAAAUAUGGAGAGGUUUUUAGGUUUGUAGGUUUCGAAUGUGCGACUUCGAAUUUGCGGUCAUAAUUCCUGGAGUCGUCAGAAAAGCCCCUGUGUGGGAGAAGAACCGCCAACAUCCACCUCUGACGCAAAUGAACUACCUUGGAAAAGUACUGCGUCCAUGAAGUAUCUUCACCCUGUAUAAAGUUUCAUUCAGACAAUUGACGGUACAUGUUUUGAUCAGGUUUGUUGUGUGGUGCGUUAUGCGCCUAUCACAUGAAGAAUAUACCACAAUACGUCCUUUUUUCUUUAGAAAUAAUGCCCUUGAAUUAGCAUAUGAAUCAGUUAUUUUAAACACAAGUCUGAAAUUAUCUUAUACUUGUUGAGAUUAUUACUAGUGCAAUGUUUCAGAAAACAUUUAGACCCACCCAAAUCUCUCAUUUAAUCAUGUUUUAUUGGACUUGUAUGUGUCAGAUCUUUGACUUACUAACCUUACCGUUUUCAUGACCUCUGUUAUGACAGAAUGUUUAUGAACCUCAUUUUCUACAACAUGGUGUCUGGAAAACAUUGCCUUCCAUGAGCCUGAAGUUGUUGACGUCAUUCUUCUCUCCGUAUUUCGUGUCUCUCAAAAUAACCAUCUUGGAAGUUUGGUGAUGUCAUAGCAAGGACAGACCUGCUGAGCAUCCACCCACUGUCUCUGAAUGUUCCCAGUGACUGGUCAGCUUGGCGUUUGACGUGUCUUAACCAUGUUUCCCUGCCACUGGGGUUCACAUGCAGUUAAUAGCAGACACUCAUGGAUUUUAUGACUCAAAAUAAUGCAGCCUACUUGGGUCGCCCACAAUAGUCUUAUUUGUAGAUUCCCAAGCAGCCGCCGCAACACUCCCGAGGAGCACGAUGAAACCAUGAGUGCGGCUGAGCAGGAUCCCGACACCGAUGCCCUGAUGGCAAACCCAAACACCCACUCGCUCUCCUCUGGCUUGCCAGAUGGAGAAACCCAACACGACCGAGAGACUCAUCCAUAUGACAUCUCCAGCUUCUCCUCCUACCGACAGUCCUGCAGCCUCUCAGCAGGGUUUCCCCAUCCCACCCCGUUCCCCAGUCACAAUGAAGCGGCCUGGCUCCACGGUAGCAGGGCCAGCAGUGGGUCAGGAUACCCCACGAGUCUGCCCUCCUGCCUGACUAUGAAGGAUUACUCCAGCUGGUCUGAAGACGGUGGUCACUUCCGGUCCCUCCCUGGGAGAGAGUGCAGCCUGGAACAGCCGCUCUCUCUCCACUCCAACCCCCCCACUCGCCACCACUGCCUCUCGCCGUACGCAUGCUCACCACAAGGGGCGCCCUGCUGCGCUCAGUGUCCUCCUGAAGGCUUCAACAGGCUUCCCAAUCCUCACUGGCCUUUCUUCAGCCCGCAUGGGCCCUACUACCCUGCUGGAGCUCCUCAUCCAGGAUUCUCUCAGAGCAGGAGCCAAAAGUCAGCAGCUCAGGAGAAGCCUCCUGCACACAGCGCCUCCUUGUCCUUGGAGCAGAGGCGGGUGUUCGUCACCUACGAGGCCGACAACGACAACCACGUCAAGGAGGUCAUCAACUUUGUUGCUCUGCUGCGUCACAACGGCUUCGACACUCACAUUGACAUUUUCGAGCAGCAGUUCAGGAGCAUCAGCACGAUUGACUUCAUGGAGCGCUUCCUCACCGAGAAAGAGUAUCUCAUCAUCAUCAUCAUCAGCCCCAAAUACUACAACACAGUCACGGCCUUCCCUGCGGGCCUGGAGCACGACCAGCGGACCUGCAACACCGUCUACAUUCACAAACAGCUCCAGUACGAAUUCAUCCAGAAUGGGAGCAAGAAUUUCAGGUUCAUUCCUAUCUUGUUCCCCGGGGCCAGAAAGUGUCAUGUCCCAAACUGGCUCCAGAACACACACGUGUUUGGCUGGCCGCGUGACCGCGAUGACAUCCUGCGGCGGCUGAUGAGAGUGGAGAAGUACAACCCCCCUCCAGUGGGAGAGUUACCCACCAUCGUGUCCAUCCCCAUAUAGAGACUGGACUGAGGCUGACCACACAGUGAAGAUCAAAUUGUUCUGGAGACGUUGUAAAUAUGUUGCAUAAAAACAUUGAAACUGUUCUCGUGUGUUUCCCUUCCUGGAAGGUUUCUGGAAGUAUCUGCCACUGUGGAACUUUGCUUAUUUAUCUCACUUCCUAUUGCUCAGAAAGAAUAAUAGUAACAUUAGACUUUGUUAUGACAAUGACGUUAACGUUAAAAACCAUUUCAUGUGUGUCUCUUCAACUCCACCCUGAUGUUGACUGUGAGGCACGAACAAGCAGCGACCUGCGAGCCUUCUGCCUGCAGGCCUUGUGGAGGUUUACUGACGUGGUGAGCAGCAUUCUUGUCUCUGGGAUGGUGUCAGCAGAAGUUGUAACAACCAAAGCUGCUGACACCUUUGUUCCCGCUCGCUGUGCGGUUCUGUGUGCGCCGUAUUUGGGCCAUCACAUUCACUUGGUGUUUUAGUUUGUGGCGUAGUUAGAAUAACGAAACAGACACGUGAGUUUUUGCUGCAUAAAUUACACAGACAAUUUUAGUGCUUAUAUUGUGUAGUUUUUUUUAAACCUAAUAUUUCCCCUAUAACCCAGUCAUUAUGGAUGUUGGUUAUAUCACUUUGUAUAAUGCAGUGCACUGAAAAAUACACGAUUAUUCUGUGCUAUUUGAAUCAAAUGAUUCUUUUUGUCUGUAAAUAGUUACUACCCUGUUAAC